Molecule: messenger RNA, 639 nt
Organism: Ornithodoros turicata
Lineage: Eukaryota; Metazoa; Arthropoda; Arachnida; Ixodida; Argasidae
Exons: 6
Coding region: 1-639 (212 amino acids)
Source: RefSeq, a predicted model, not a curated record
AUGGCUUUCCUCAGGUGCGAACGUCGAUUUCCCCGCUGGUGUCUGAGCGUAUGGCUGCUGGGCAUUACCUUGCUGUUGACCUGGGCCCAGCAAACCAAGUGUCUCGAUCGCUCUUCGGAAAGGAGAAUUGUGUAUCCGCUGUUCCUCGAAGGAAGGUCAGAGAGUGGUGCAAGGAUAUUGAAGCUCGACGAUGAUCUCACUUUACAGCUUGAACAAAGAUCUGCUUUCGAUGACAACCUACUCAUCAGAACAGCGGGAGAAGAUAACACCUUCGUCGAAAAGUUUGUGGAUGCGUCGGAGUUCAACAGCAAGCUUUUCCAAGAUCCACAGCGCAUGGCUUCUGCAGUAGUGUCCGAAGAGGACGGACUGCGUGUGAAUGGCAUCAUCGGAGACGACAUGCUCAUCCGCCCCCUGUUGGCGAUGGAGCGAACUGCAGAAGGCCACGUUCCACAUCUUCUCUACCGAGAAACCUUGAGGAAGGGAGCUGCACUACACGACUACGUUUUCAUGCCCCGCUCAGAGGACCCUAGGUUAGAGGAUCGCCAAAUCAACAAUGGGUGGAGUCACACUUUGAGCUCACUCACUCAACAGUCACUGGUGGAGUUUGAAGAAGAGAACGCUCCCAACUCGCCAUUUUGA